AUGUCGUGCAGCAGCGAGCAUCCCGGCGGCGCUGGCUGGCAUGAUGCCGCUCAGACACAUGACGACAUGCCCCCCAUUCAGCUUCCUCUGACCUGGCUCCCGCUGCCCAUUGUUAUGAUGCUCCACCUCGCUUCUCGACAUGACCCUGUCGCUCUCCCCACGAGCUCGACUCUCUACGAGCACCAUCACAUCCACCGCAGCGGACUCGGAUUCUCUUCUGCUCUACCUAGCAGAUGCAGGCCCCCCUCUUCAAAACACGUCCCAAUGACCUCCGCCCAGGAACCUCCCCCUCCCUCUGUUCUCAGUGUCAUUGUUGGAACAGGCGCAGGCCCUUGCCUUGUUUUCCCUGCGCCGCAUGUCUCAUUUUCCCACCCCCUCUCCCGCCGGCCGGCCGACGUGACGGCGAGAGAAAGAGAGAGAGAGAGCCCAAAUAGGCGAGACAUAAUCACAAGCUCGCCCCCCGCCUCUGGUCUCUCUCAAGAUAGCAGAGAGAGACAAGUCGUCCAUCCCCGUCCAGUUCUCGCGCGCGCCCAUGUCUCGGAUGCGUCGCCCGCAUUCGCCGAGCCUCGAGGUCACCAGACUGAUAUACUACACCACACCACAUGCACACAUGGACGUAAAACGGACCAUGGCUUCUCCAAAGACCCGGCCCUCCGGAGCUGCCGAGCCCACACGCACGGGCGCGGGCUGUACUUCGUUACUGCUACUGCACGAGCAACCGUCUCCCGCCCGUUAUGCUCCGGCUGCUCAGCCAUCGACCCUGGCGUACGUACAUGCGGCCAUACACACAACGUGCACGCAUCUACGUACAUGGUCCGUGAACCGUCGUUCACAGACAAGGCUGAGGGUGCACUGCGCUAUCGUGUGGUAGCCUGCUCGUGGUGGGUUCUUUUCCCCCCGUUUCGGUGCGACGAACUCCUGCAGCCAAGCUAG
This is a messenger RNA of Purpureocillium lilacinum, 933 nucleotides long. NCBI's taxonomy places the organism in Eukaryota, Fungi, Ascomycota, Sordariomycetes, Hypocreales, Ophiocordycipitaceae. The record is from RefSeq and is a predicted model, not a curated record.